UCAGUUGAUUUCUUUCUCUUUCACCCCCUAAAAAGCAACAAAAAGUUUCCAACCAAAUCAUAACACUCCAAAUUCUCCUCCCCAACUUUCUUCCUUCCUUCCACCACCACACCAGUCCACCCAUUCUCUCUCUCUCUCUCUCUCUUUCCAACAAAAAAGUCCUACAAACCUUGACGGCCGACCCCUUUACUUUACUCCGGCGUAUACCCUUUUCAGACUUCGAUCAAAAGUCCAAAUUACUUCCUCAUUAUUUCAAUAGUCAAAAUUCAUCGGAAAGUUUCCACUUUUGAUAGCAGAAUCGGCACAGAGAGAGAGAGAGAGAGAGAGAGAGAGUCGAGAAAUCAGGCGGAGAUGUACAAGAACCAGCUACAAGAGCUGGCGCAGAGGAGCUGCUUCAACCUCCCUUCCUACACCUGCAUACGAGAAGGCCCCGACCACGCGCCGCGCUUCAAGUCAAUCGUCAACUUCAACGGCGACACCUUCGAGAGCCCCAACUACUGCUCCACCCUCCGCCAGGCCGAGCACGCCGCCGCCGAGGUCGCACUCAACUCCCUCUCCAACCGCCGCCCCUCUCACUCCCUCGCCGCCAGAAUCCUCGAUGAGACAGGUGUUUACAAGAACCUCUUACAGGAGAUUGCACAGAGAGUCGGAGCCCCAUUGCCCCAGUACACUACUUUCAGGUCAGGGCUUGGACACCAACCCAUCUUCACUGGAAUGGUAGAACUGGCAGGAAUAAUUUUUACUGGGGAACAUGCCAAGAACAAAAAACAAGCUGAGAAAAAUGCAGCCAUGGCAGCAUGGACAUCUCUUAAACAAUUGGCACAACAAGAUGCAACUUCAUCAAGUGAAACAGAGAACAAUGAUGAGCUAGAACAAAUUAAAAUUGCACGAGCAUUAUUGAAUUACCGGCGUAAAGAAAAGAUGGGAAUGUCCGAUUCCAGUGCUCCUGUCACUUUUGAAAAGAAAUUCCUAUUGCAGAACCCAAGACCGAGACCAUCGAGUCCACAGCCUCGCCCAGUUCCCACAUCUAGAAUCCUCCCCUUUAUCUGCCAAAAGAGGGUCCCUCAAUACAGACCCUCAUCCGCGACAACAAACGACGCCUCCACAGGAUCGCCACAGCCUCCUCAAAGGUUUCCGGCAGCAGGGGUAUCUCCUUACAUCCCUAUUCGGCAUUGCAGUACACCGUACCGGGGGAUUGCUCCACCAGUUACAGUGAGAACCGCAGUGCCUGUUUUCUCUGCUCCACCACUUCCACCACCCUCUAUGCGUCCUUCACAAGUGGUGAAGCACCAACCUGUGCAAAUUGCGCCUCCUGUCUGUAUUAAGCAGGCUGUGCCGGUUCAAAAGGAAGAGCCACCCGCUCGAAAGGGAGAGCAACCCGUACGAAAAGAUGGACCACCGGCAGUUGUGGCCCCUGCUCCACGACGUGAAUCACCAGAUCAAGUGUACGAGCUAUUGGAACAGCUCAAAAUCUAAUGAUGGCAUGAAAAAGGAUUUGAAUCUGUGGGAGCAAUAUUAUACUAUGAUUUUGUAUUAAUUUUGUGUUUGUUUUUAUAUCUUAUUUAAUGGGUCCUUUUUUGACUCCUUUUUUGUUCA
Molecule: messenger RNA, 1596 nt
Organism: Rhododendron vialii
Lineage: Eukaryota; Viridiplantae; Streptophyta; Magnoliopsida; Ericales; Ericaceae
Product: double-stranded RNA-binding protein 2-like
Exons: 3
Coding region: 352-1476 (374 amino acids)
Molecular function (GO): double-stranded RNA binding
Source: RefSeq, a predicted model, not a curated record